AAUCUCUUCCCUUUUAAUUGUUUGAAAACAGAUCUUCGUUUCUUAAAAAAUAAUUCUCCUUCUCAUCAUACCAUUCUUACGUUGCUGGUGCUGAUCUUAACAGAUUUCGGAUCGCAAUCAUGGACGGCGAAGAUUUUGCCAGAAAGGCGGCUGCAGAAGCCAAAGGUUUGAACCCGGGACUAAUCGUGCUGCUUGUUAUCGGAGUUCCACUUGUUGGGUUCCUUGUAGCCAACUACGUGAUGUACGUGUAUGCUCAGAAGAACCUACCUCCAAGGAAGAAGAAGCCUGUUUCUAAGAAGAAGCUCAAGCGUGAGAAGCUGAAGCAAGGAGUCUCCGUGCCUGGAGAAUAAAAACUCACCUUAGCUUCAUUAC
This is a messenger RNA of Brassica oleracea var. oleracea, 372 nucleotides long. RefSeq names its product DNA-binding protein S1FA1. The record is from RefSeq and is a predicted model, not a curated record. The coding region runs from base 120 to 350 and encodes 76 amino acids. Gene Ontology annotation, molecular function: DNA binding. Gene Ontology annotation, cellular component: nucleus. The transcript has 2 exons. Gene Ontology annotation, biological process: regulation of DNA-templated transcription. NCBI's taxonomy places the organism in Eukaryota, Viridiplantae, Streptophyta, Magnoliopsida, Brassicales, Brassicaceae.